GAGACACCGCGAGACGGAGCCGCGGUGUGGAAGCGCGUGACGUCACAGGGGGCGGCGUGACGUCAUCAAGAUGGCGACGGAUGGAUCGGACUUCCGUUACUGUGACAUCAUCAAGAUGGCGUCGGAACGCUACGACUGCCACUACUGCAAGGAGUCGCUGCUGGGCAAGAAGUACGUCCUGCGCGAGGAGAACCCGUACUGCGUGCGUUGCUACGAGACGCUCUACACCCACGCCUGCGAGAGCUGCAAGCAACCAAUUGGCUGUGACUCAAAGGACCUGUCGUACAAGGACCGCCACUGGCACGAGGGGUGCUUCAAGUGCGCCACGUGCGAGCGCUCUCUCGCCGACAAAGCGUUCAGCGCGCGUGACGAGAAGCUCCUCUGCACCGAGUGCCACGCCAACCACUACUCGGCCAAGUGCGCCGCCUGCAACAAGCCCGUGCUGCCCGGCACGCGCAAGAUGGAGUUCCGCGGCAGCAGCUGGCACGAGACGUGCUUCGGGUGCGCCCGAUGCCAGCAGCCGAUCGGCAGCAAGAGCUUUGUGCCGCGCGAGAAGGAUCAGUACUGCGUGCCGUGCUACGAGAAGCAGUUCGCUCAACACUGCACCCUCUGCAAGAAGGCCAUCACGGCGGGUGGCGUGACGUACCGUGACGGGCCGUGGCACCGCGAGUGCCUCGUGUGCACCUCGUGCAAGCGCGCCCUGGCGGGCCAGCGCUUCACGUCGCGCGACGACUUCCCCUACUGCCUCGAGUGCUUCUCGGGACUCUACGCCAAGCGCUGCGUCGCCUGCGCCAGCCCCAUCAGCGGUCUGGGCGGUGCCAAGUACAUCUCGUUCGAGGAGCGGCAGUGGCACGACGACUGCUUCACGUGCAAGCGCUGCGCCGUGUCGCUGGUGGGUCGCGGCUUCCUGACCGAGCGCGAUGACAUCCUGUGCCCCGACUGCGGCCGCGACCUCUGAACUCCAAAAUAGUCCUCCCCCUAGCCACCCCUACCCUAGCCCCCCACACACCCCGCACACACCAUCGCCACCACCGCCCCGGGAUCGAGUCCACGACCUCCUGUACACCGGGCGAGGUAGUUAACAUCUACCCAGCCACCGUGUCGCGACAAGACCCAGGACACAGUCUCAUGUCGGUGGGUCUCGGUGUUGAACUUCUUUCGUACGUAGCCAACCGUGCUAAUGUGUGUGGGCCUCUAUGGGUGUCUAUGGGCCUGGGUGUCUGUGGGUCUCUGUGCGUGUGUUGAACUUCUUUCGCACCAUACAUAGCCAACCGUGCUAAUCUGUGUGGGCCUCUGUGGGUCUCUAUGGGCCUGGGCCUCUGUGGCCACAUCAACGCUGCCCAAACCUCCGCACUUACCCCAAAAAGAGGGAUGGGGGGGGGGGCUGCAUGACCGAUGGGUUGCGUCACCACAAAUAUACAGACACAACAACAACAACAACCGCCAUUCACCACGACGCUUGUGCCAGGCUAGGUGCACCUUGAGGCCACGUGAAGUGUCGAACGCCCGCUGGCAGGAGGUCACGGGGCAG
Molecule: messenger RNA, 1531 nt
Organism: Petromyzon marinus (sea lamprey)
Lineage: Eukaryota; Metazoa; Chordata; Hyperoartia; Petromyzontiformes; Petromyzontidae
Product: four and a half LIM domains protein 2
Cellular component (GO): nucleus; Z disc
Molecular function (GO): transcription coregulator activity
Source: RefSeq, a predicted model, not a curated record